Melanotaenia boesemani (Boeseman's rainbowfish) is the source of this 2822-nucleotide messenger RNA. It is a transcript of the gene gabra2a, whose product is annotated as gamma-aminobutyric acid type A receptor subunit alpha2a. Gene Ontology annotation, cellular component: neuron projection; postsynapse; synapse. The coding region runs from base 159 to 1520 and encodes 453 amino acids. The transcript is spliced from 9 exons. Gene Ontology annotation, biological process: synaptic transmission, GABAergic; regulation of postsynaptic membrane potential; chloride transport. Gene Ontology annotation, molecular function: GABA-gated chloride ion channel activity; benzodiazepine receptor activity; transmitter-gated monoatomic ion channel activity involved in regulation of postsynaptic membrane potential. The record is from RefSeq and is a predicted model, not a curated record. Lineage: Eukaryota; Metazoa; Chordata; Actinopteri; Atheriniformes; Melanotaeniidae.
GUCUCCUGGCAACAGCGGAAACACCUGUCGGGUUUCAGGUAGCGCUGCGGGGUUGUUUUCUUUUCUUUUGUUUUUUUCCACGUGAAUGUUGUUCAGAACCGCGCGCGUGUGCGUGUGUGUGGACGCGCCGCGGAGCUUCCGUCUUGUUUCCAGGCUUCAUGAUGAACGGACGCCGGAGAUCCGCUCCUCCUCUGCCGGUGCUCAUCUGCUUCCUCGCGCUGUGGAACACACGGUCUAAAGCAGAUUCCAAUUCAACUCAGAACUCCAAAGACAUCGCAACCUUUACCAAGAUCCUCGACAGUCUUCUGGAUGGAUAUGACAACAGGCUGAGACCUGGACUGGGAGACCGAGUCACCGAGGUGGAGACUGACAUAUAUGUGACGAGCUUUGGGCCAGUGUCCGACACAGAUAUGGAAUACACCGUGGACGUCUUCUUCCGUCAGAGUUGGAAGGACGAGAGGUUGAAGUUUCAUGGACCGAUGAAAACUCUGCCUCUAAACAACCUGAUGGCCAGUAAGAUCUGGACCCCCGACACCUUCUUCCACAACGGCAAGAAAUCUGUGGCUCACAACAUGACCAUGCCCAACAAGCUGCUCAGGAUCAUGGAGGAUGGAAAACUGCUCUACACCAUGAGGUUAACGGUUCAGGCUGAGUGUCCCAUGCACCUGGAGGACUUCCCCAUGGACUCACACUCAUGUCCACUCAAGUUUGGCAGCUACGCCUACACUAAGACAGAGGUCACCUACAUCUGGAGUAGAAACGCCUCCCAUUCGGUGGAUGUGGCAGCUGAUGGAUCCAGACUAAACCAGUAUGACUUAGUGGGUCAGACUGUAGGAGAGGAGACCAUUAAAUCCAGUACAGGUGAAUACACUGUCAUGACGGCUCACUUCCAUCUGAAGAGGAAGAUCGGCUACUUCGUCAUCCAGACCUACCUGCCCUGCAUCAUGACGGUCAUCCUCUCCCAGGUCUCAUUUUGGCUCAACCGGGAGUCGGUGCCGGCCAGAACUGUGUUUGGUGUUACUACAGUCCUCACCAUGACAACGCUGAGUAUCAGUGCUCGUAAUUCCCUGCCCAAGGUGGCGUAUGCGACUGCUAUGGAUUGGUUCAUUGCUGUCUGCUACGCCUUCGUCUUCUCUGCUCUGAUCGAGUUCGCCACCGUCAACUACUUCACCAAGCGAGGCUGGGCCUGGGAUGGAAAGAGUGUCGUCAACGACAAGAAAAAGGAAGCUGCCGUCAUGAAGAAAAACAACGCCUACGCUGUUGCCGUGGCAAACUAUGCUCCCAACAUCACCAAAGACUCCACACUGCCCACCAUCUCUAAGUGUGCCCUGAAUGAGCCCAUUAAAAGCCCGGCGGAGACGAAGCCCGAGCAGAACAAGAAGACCUUCAACAGUGUGAGCAAGAUCGACCGGAUCUCCCGCAUCAUGUUCCCGGUUCUGUUUGGGAGCUUCAACCUCGUGUACUGGGCCACAUACCUGAACAGAGAGCUGGUCAUUAACGACAUGGACCACUCCAACUGAGCCGCAGGUGUUGGUUUACAGAGGUCUUCAUGGUGGAGAGUUGGACCCAGGCCGAACCACGGAAGCUUCAGCUGGCUGAGAUGAAAGAACAUUACAGAUGUCCCUGUGUGGUAAUAUUAGAAUUUAACCCUGCACAUACCACCCCCUCUCCACUGUAACACUGAAGUUCCACCAUGUUGUUCAUCACCUUCAAAAACAGGAACAACCACUGUGCACCUGGGAAUAAAACGGCCUGAUGGGAUGCUGCUUGAUUUAGAUUGUGACUUGAUGUAUUAAGGUUGAAAGUUUUUCUGUCUUUAGGUUAAAUUUCCAACAGGAACAAUAAAUAUGAGCCUGAAACGUCUUUAAUGCAACUUUGUUUUCCUAGUAAUCAGAUGUAGCGUAGCAGUUGACUUUAGUCUGUUAGCGUAGCCCUCAUUAGUUUGCUAACAGGAGCUACUGAGAAAUGCUAGCUAGCUAAGUUUCAGUUGGUUGAAUUGUUGUGAAACUGUAAAACCCAAGAAUGCAACCUUUCAAAUUUACUAUUCUCCAAAUGUUUCCACACAAAUAUUGGCUUUAAAGUUGUUAUUUGUCCACCAGCAUAUCUUUGGUUAGCCUGUUUAGCUAAUGCUGUGUAUGUUUUCUGCUUCAUGAGUGAGCAAGUCUCCACCUGGAGGAAAGUUAAUCAGUUAAACAGAUGCGUGUUUUUCAUGUUGUUCCACGAGUACGGAGGCUCCACGUAGGACUUGCAUCCGUGUUCAUGUUUUAAUGUGCUGACGUGUCCGUGUUGAUGAACUUUACUGAAAUGUAGCACAAAGGACGUUUACAGUUUUAUAGUCUUAUUCUGUGUUGUCCUCGUGUAUAAAUACUCUGAUUUCUUUUAUUUCCUGGUUUAUUCUGUAUGUUUCUUUUUUUUGUCAUUCAAAGGCAACGUUGUAAAGCUCAACAUUUGGUAGCGACAGCCCACCAUCUCUUCUUGUUACAUACAGUUUUUGUAAGUUUAUCCUUGGCUUUUUCCCAUUCCAUAGAUAAUCCUUAACCAUUUGGUUGUAUUGAGAGAAACAUUCUCCAGUUAUUGAUAUCGGAAGCAUCAUAGACAAGUAAUUAAACUGUGGCGCAAUUACCAUUUUAAUAGUGGUAAUCUUUCCCCAUAAUGUUAAAUUAAGUGUUUUCAAUUUCUCCAGGCUGUGCUUUAUCUUAAUGAGGAGGGGAGUCAUAUUAAUGUGCAUUAUAUCCAAUAUAUUGGCCCACAAUUUACCACCUAAAUACUUCAUACCAGAAUGACCAGCACUGGCCAUAGCCGGAUGACAUACUUUAGAUACA